Messenger RNA from Trypanosoma grayi, 261 nucleotides. RefSeq names its product adenylate cyclase-like protein. The transcript has a single exon. The record is from RefSeq and is a predicted model, not a curated record. NCBI's taxonomy places the organism in Eukaryota, Euglenozoa, Kinetoplastea, Trypanosomatida, Trypanosomatidae. Bases 1 to 261 code for a protein of 86 amino acids.
AUGUCGAAGGAGUCGCUCGAUGCCCUCACAGCAAUGCCAGCGUUCCACGACGAGCCAUGCCCCCUUGAUCUGCGGAACGUGGAAAUCGGCUCCAACGAGGACGAGCAAGGCCUUGAUCAGUUUAUUGCCAUGCAGGACAUUGGGGCUGUCCGGCUGAAGGACAUUCCUGACUCUGUGCACCUCAUAAGCAUCACGCCUAAAUGCCUGGAGGGUAGGACGUUUGUAAUGAAGGCCAAAAGUGCUGGGCUGGACGACAACUGA